AUGGAGACUGUUGACGUGACAGUCAUCGGAGCGGGAUGGAGUGGUCUCGCUGCCCUCAAGACCUACCACCAGGUCGACCCCUCCGCCUCGAUUGUGCUAUUCGAGAGCGCGGCCUCGGUCGGCGGCGUCUGGGCCAAGCACCGCCUGUAUGCCGGCCUCAAAUCCAACAACAUGCUGGGCACCUAUGAGUUCAGCGACUUCCCCAUGGACGCCUCGUUCGGCGUCCAGCUCGGCCAACAUAUCCCGGGCACCGUGAUCCAACAGUACAUGGAGCGCUUUGUCGAGCACUUUCAGCUCAGCGAGUUCAUCCGCCUGAACACGCGCGUGCGCAUCGCGGAACAUAAUUCCGACGGGACCUGGACCCUGACCAUCGACGACACCGACGGCGAGAAGACCGUCGUGAGCAAAAAGCUCAUCGUCUGCACCGGCAUCACCUCCCAGCCCUACAUGCCCACUAUCACCGGCCAGGACACCUUCGAUGCACCGCUCUUCCACUGUCGCGACCUGCCCCAGCACCAAGACGCCGUCCUGCAACCCAACAAGCGCAUCACCGUCCUCGGCGGCACCAAAUCUGCCUGGGACGCCGUCUACGCCGCCGCAACCGCCGGCGCCCACGUCGACUGGAUCAUCCGCGACAACGGCCACGGCCCCGUCUGGAUGGCCCCGGCCUACGUAACCCCAUUGAAGAAAUGGCUCGAGAAGCUCGUCACCACGCGCCUCCUCACCUGGUUCAGCCCCUGCAUCUGGGGCGACGCCGACGGCUGCAGCCCCAUCCGCAACUUCCUGCACGGCACCUGGCUCGGCCGCAAAAUCGUCGACACCUUCUGGUCCAUCCUGGCCAACGACGUGAUCACCCUGAACAAAUACGACUCCCACCCUGAAACCAAGAAACUCAAACCCUGGUUCAGUCCCUUCUGGAUCGCCUCAGGCCUCAGCAUCCUCAACUACCCAACCAACUUCUUCGACCUUGUCACCGAAGGCAAAGUGCAAAUCCACAUCGACCACAUCACCCACCUCACUCCCAAAACCAUCCACCUCGCCUCCGGCACCCAAAUCCAAUCCGACACCCUCAUCUGCGCCACAGGCUGGCAAGCAACCCCCAACAUCGACUUCCGACCCUCGACCCUCUCCCAAACCCUCGGCUUCCCCUGGGCCGAAGACCCCAUCCCCCAAUCCGUCAUCCAACAAGCCGACGCAGAGAUCCUCUCCCGCUUCCCACGACUGGCCACCCCACCCCCCAAACCAGCCAACUAUGCCCCCCUCGCUCCCGACGCCCCAGCAGCAGCAAAACACCCCUUCCGUCUCGCCCGCUUGAUGAUCCCCCCCGCCCUCGCAAAUACCAGGUCAAUCGCCUUCAUGGGUCUCGCAAUGACAAUCAACACCACCAUGCUCGCUCAAGCCCAAGCCCUCUGGAUCUCAGCCUAUUUCACCGAAAACCUCACCCCUGCCCCGCGAGAACAGUGUCCCCCUCAUCUCCGGAAGGUGCUCGAGCAGGAUAAUGCGGAUGUCGAUGCAGAUCUCGUCUGGGAAACAGCCCUGCAUUCGCAGUUCGGGGUGCAUCGCUACCGCGGUGGGUUUGGGAAACGGAACCCGGAUUUCGUGUUUGAUGCGGUGCCAUAUGUGGAUUUGUUGUUGAGGGAUUUGGGGCUGGAUUAUACGAGGAAGGGCGGGUUGAAGUGGUUGGAGCCGUAUGGGGUAGAGGAUUAUAGGGGGUUAGUGGAAGAAUGGAUUGAUAGUAAGGAAAAGGUGGGGAAGAAGGAUAAUUGA
Messenger RNA from Aspergillus oryzae RIB40, 1767 nucleotides. RefSeq names its product flavin-binding monooxygenase-like protein. NCBI's taxonomy places the organism in Eukaryota, Fungi, Ascomycota, Eurotiomycetes, Eurotiales, Aspergillaceae. The coding region runs from base 1 to 1767 and encodes 588 amino acids. Gene Ontology annotation, molecular function: flavin adenine dinucleotide binding; N,N-dimethylaniline monooxygenase activity; NADP binding. The transcript has 2 exons. The record is from RefSeq and is a predicted model, not a curated record.